CACACAAGUUUGUUUGCAUUUGAUUACAUUUAUCGCUUUCAACCAAGUUCUAAAAAGAAACAAACAAGAUCAUCCAGAUUUCCUGCGCACUUUUGAUUGGAAUUAACAAACAGGGGAUUUCGUCAAAAGGACUUUUCUCCGUGGCGGCGGAUUAUUUUUCUUUUCUGCAUCGAAUGGGAAAAUAGAGGAUCUUUGGAUCGUCUUUGCUGUUCGUCAACUUUGCCCAAUGAUUGUUUGAGAAGUCGCGGAGCUUUCGCUGCUUGUGUGAAGGGCUGUCAUCAUGAUGGGACGCCUGUGUCUGCCACUGGUGGUCGCUGUCGCCCUCCUCACCUGCCAGGUUUCGGCCUCAGGUGUGUUCGAGCUGAAACUACAGGAAUUCCUCAAUAAGAAAGGGGUGACGGGGAACGCCAACUGCUGUCCGGGAGGCUCGUCGCAUCCACAGGGCCACCAGCAGUGUGAAUGCAAGACCUUCUUCCGGAUAUGUUUGAAGCAUUACCAAGCCAGCGUGUCGCCCGAACCUCCCUGCACUUACGGCGGAGCUGUGACCCCCGUCCUGGGCUCCAACUCCUUCCAGGUGCCGGAGACCAACGCUGACAGCUUCACCAACCCAGUCCGCUUCAACUUCGGCUUCACUUGGCCGGGAACGUUUUCACUGAUCAUUGAAGCUCUACAUACUGACUCUCUGGACGACCUGGCGACAGACAACCCAGAGCGAUUGAUCAGCAGGAUCACCACUCAGCGGCACCUCACUGUGGGAGAGGAAUGGUCCAAAGACAUGCAGAUCUCUGGCCGGACUGAACUGCGUUACUCCUACCGCUUCCUGUGUGACGAGUACUACUACGGCGAAGGAUGCUCUGUCUUGUGCCGACCCAGAGAUGAUGCUUUUGGACACUUUACCUGCGGCGAGCGUGGAGAGAUCAUCUGCAACUCCGGCUGGAAGGGGCAGUACUGCACUGAACCGAUCUGUCUUCCUGGCUGUGAUGAAGACCAUGGCUUCUGCGAUAAACCCGGAGAGUGCAAGUGUCGCGUGGGCUUCAGUGGCCGAUACUGUGACGACUGCAUCCGUUACCCGGGCUGCCUCCAUGGCACCUGCCAACAACCCUGGCAAUGUAACUGCCAAGAAGGGUGGGGUGGUCUCUUCUGCAACCAGGAUCUCAACUACUGUACUCACCACAAGCCCUGUCUCAAUGGUGCCACCUGCACCAACACUGGUCAAGGAAGUUACACUUGUUCCUGCCUCCCGGGAUACACAGGAGCAAGCUGUGAGAUCGAGGUCAACGAAUGUUCUGGAAACCCCUGUCGGAAUGGAGGAAGUUGCAUUGACCACGACAACAGCUACCAGUGCACAUGCCCUCCUGGCUUCUACGGCAACAAUUGCGAGUUGAGUGCCAGUACCUGCGCUGACGGGCCUUGCUUCAACGCUGGCCGUUGUGUAGACAACCCCGAAGGCGGAUACUUCUGCCAGUGUCCGUCAGGAUACGCUGGUUUCAACUGUGAGAAGAAAAUUGACCACUGCGAUUCCAACCCAUGUAUGAAUGGUGCAGAGUGUGUAGAUCUGGUGAACUCUUAUCUCUGCCGGUGUCCGGAGGGAUUCUCUGGUCAAAACUGUGAGACCAGCGGCAGCAUCGGUGGAGACUGUCAGUACUAUCCUUGUCAGAAUGGUGGAACCUGCCAGGAAGGACCAACAGGAUACACCUGCACCUGCCCACCAGGAUACAUUGGUGAAAACUGCAGCACUCCUCUGUCUCGCUGCUCUCACAAUCCUUGCCACAAUGGAGCAACCUGCCAUGAGCGUAACAGUCGCUACGUUUGCGCCUGCAUCCCCGGCUAUGGUGGACGCAACUGCCAGUUCCUCUUACCCGACGCUCCCAGAGGUCAGCCUGUAGUGGACGGGCCGGACAAGCGCUACCUUUCUCGAGAAGGAGACAUUGCUGAUGAUGCAGAAGACGACGACAGCCAGUUCCCCUGGACGGCCGUGUGCGCCGGCAUCUUCCUCGUGCUGAUCAUGCUGAUCGGCUGCUCUGUUCUGGUAGUUUACGUCCGGGUCAAGCUCUUGGACCGGCACAGUCACCACGGGGACAGCGUUCACAGCGACAGCCGAGAGACCAUGAACAAUCUGACCACGACCAACAAUUUCCUUCGCAGCGACAAGGAGCUGGGCGCCAUGAUGACCACAUCUGUCAAAAACACAAAUAAAAAGGUGGAUUACAAUUCAGAGCUGACCGGUUCCAUUGGUGGCCUGAGUGGGAUCAGUGGACUUAAUGGACUGAAUGGAUCAGAGAAGCACGGCUUCAAGUCCCGCUACUCGGGUGUGGAGUACAACCUGGUGCAUGAGCUGCGAUCAGAGGAGCUGUUGCUGUGUAAAGAAGAAGAUCAUUAUGAGCCAGAGGUCAAAUGUGAAAUGCUGGAAGAAUCUGACGCUGAGGAGCGAUACAGAAAGAGACAAAACAGUGACGCCUCAGAAAAGAAACAUCUAGAAGAAUCCGCCAGCUGCAGCAAACUUCACUACGAGUCCUCCGUCGACCUCGACCAUCAGGCAACCUGUGACUCUAAAUACGAGUCAACAGAUGAUCUUAAGCACCAAUCAACCAGUGAGGACAAGUACCAGUCAUCCAGUGAUGUCUCAUACAGCAGUCCCACUGGUAGCAGCCGGUACCAGUGUACCCCAGACACCAAAUACCAGUCGGUCUACGUCCUCUCAGACCAGAAGGAUGAAUGUAUCAUUGCAACAGAGGUAUAAUACCUAACAGACCAGAAGAGACCAGAUUACCCUGGUUUUCGGUCACUACCAGCCCUGAGCAGUAGAGCUCAGCGAGUCUCGGGAGGUUUUACUCCUGCUGUUUGCUGCUGAUCCCUGGAAUUUGCCAGAGGACUUCGAGCCAAGGUGCUACUCAGCCAGAACGGAGUCGGCACUGAUUGGCAUGGACUUGGUACUACAGUAGUACUACGGGUGAAUUUAGAUGGACGUAGGUCUGAUGACGACUCAGGCUGACGAUGGAAAAGCCAGUCAGUCGAAAAUUCUUCAGAUGGACUCUCAUCAAGCUUGAUCCAUUUCUGUCGGACUCCUGAUCAACAGCCGACGGAUUUUAACGGAUGUAGUACCUUCGUGUACUGAUUGAAUUCAAUGUGUAGUACCUUUGGAGUACUGGGAACCUUUUUUAAAAGUACUGUUGUAGUACUGAUACGUGCUGUGGGUUUUUUUCUGUCAAAGUUAUUGAACUGUUCUUCUCAGUGCAGUAGAAUGAAGGGUUGUUUGUUAUUGAAAAAAAAAAAAGAUGGGAACAUCUCAAGUCCUGCAGCACUGACAGAACCACAGUUAGCUGAGCUGGUUCUCAGCAGAGUCGAGAGCUGAAGACUCCAGUAGUGACUGCAGAUCGAUCCGACAUGGAUCCUGUUGGGCCAUAGUGGUCCUUGACUCCUGAAGGUUUGACACACAGGACAAUGUGUUGAGCUGUAAAACAUUCAUGAUGACAGAACAAACAAUGGGAAAGUCUAAAAACCAAUCAAACCAAAUGUAAUGUUAUUCACUUUAGAUGAAUUUGUAUGUUGUUGUGUGUCCUUUUAUAGACUUUCCUGUAAGUUUUGUUUGUAUUUAGAAAGAAGCCUCCAACUUCCCCUUCCCACAAAUGCUUGACCUGUUCUGAAACGAUGACGCUGAUCUCAAGCUAUAGAGGAAUAGUCUUAACUGCCAAGACCUCAUUGCACUAUGGAGGCGUGCGUGUCUAUGAGUGUUUUUGAGUGUGUGUAUGUGAGCCCUGGAGGGGACGCCCGCUCCCUCCACGCUCUCAUCUUCCACUAUUAGCCAAUUGUAGGACACCAUCACCCGCCUCCUUUUGGUUUGGAUCAUUGAAUUAAUGUUUUAACUUUAUUUGUUAUCUAAAGUUGUAUACUUUUAAUUUAAUUAUGUUAUUUGUCUUUCAUUAUGUUUUUUUAAAUUGUUGAACAUGUUAUAAUUUAAGCUGGAUCGUUAAUAUUUGGCAGAUAAUGUAUGUAUGUGAUUAAAUAUGUAUGCAUGAGUAUGUGUUAGGCACUUGAGACCACUG
Messenger RNA from Synchiropus splendidus (mandarinfish), 4043 nucleotides. It is a transcript of the gene dld, whose product is annotated as deltaD. The transcript has 12 exons. NCBI's taxonomy places the organism in Eukaryota, Metazoa, Chordata, Actinopteri, Syngnathiformes, Callionymidae. Gene Ontology annotation, cellular component: plasma membrane; protein-containing complex. Bases 281 to 2740 code for a protein of 819 amino acids. Gene Ontology annotation, biological process: establishment or maintenance of epithelial cell apical/basal polarity; multicellular organism development; Notch signaling pathway. The record is from RefSeq and is a predicted model, not a curated record. Gene Ontology annotation, molecular function: calcium ion binding.